CAACUUGAUCUUGGCAGGGGACGGUCGCACGUUCAAACUAUCCGUUACGUAUUCAUCAGUUUUCUUACGCGAAAACCAACGUGAAAAGUUACUCGUAUCAUUGUUUGUGUGUGUUUGUGUAACGGACGCAUUUUCGUGAACAUUUAGCAGCAGCAGCAGCGGCAGCGCUGGCGCGUCGUCGUCCCAGGAUGCCAUGAGCCGGGACAGGACCGGCAUGGACCGCUGGCAGACCACCUUCGAGAUGAUGCAUCUGAGGUCGCCCAACAACCAGGUCUUCAAGGACAACUAUUGGGCGCAGAAUGGUUUUGAAGAGUUGAGACGGUACGUGAAGCAGGGGAGCGAUUUCAGCAAAGAAUUGGCGGCGAUUCUACAAGAGAGGGUAGAAGCGGAGAACUACUACUCAAAAUGCCUCGCGAAGUUGGGAACGAAGUUGGGAAAGGCUUGCAAGGAGAGUGUGGGGAGCUGCGCGGACGCUUGGAAACAUGUGGCGGCAGAAAUGGAGAAGUGGUCCGAGAUACACAGGUCGUACGCGAAUGCUUUGUCGGAGGAGCUUGUGAAACCAAUGAAAAAUGUCAUAGAUAAUCAAAUGAAAUUGAGGAAAAAGAUCGAAGGCAAUGUGGACAAAACAACACGCACACUCUCCGAUUGGAGAACUGCUGAAGCGAAGUCCAAAAGACAGUCCCACGCCGCUGCGAGAGAAAACGAGAAACUACAAGACGCCUCUCUGGAUAUUAGUCGAAUGUCACGCAGCUCGAGUAUGGGACAUAUUCCCCAUUCUAUUUUGAGUGCGGCCAGGGCGGAGAGGAUAAAUGCGGCGAGCGAAAGGGACGUAGCGAAACUACAAGUGAAAAAGAAAAAGACGGAAGAUGCUGUAAAAAAGACUGAAAUGGAGUAUUAUAACGUUUGUGUUCAAGCCGAAAGAGCGAGGUUAGAAUGGGAAACGAGUGUGGUGAAGGGAGCUGGUAUGCUGGAGUCAGUGGAAGAGGAGCGACUCGCCCAGCUGAAGAGCUCCGCAGACUACUACCUCAGGCUGACCGCUGCUGUGCCACCACAACUCGCUGAGGCCACAAACACCCUAGUGAAUCCGAUCAAGACAGCGAACGCAAAUGUUGAUAUGCGUGUCGUCCGCGGUGUCCGCUCCGCGCCUGUUGGUGCCAGCGAGCAGUUGUUACCUGACUUCUACUGCGAACACACCACGCUCGCUAUGAACAAGGAGAGACGUAAGCAGGCAUUAAUCAAGAUCCUUCAGCUAGUGAAACAAGAUACGGAGAGAGAGAGGAAGUCCAUGCACGGUCUCGAGAAACUGUCUAUGGCGAUCAAACAAACCCCCACCUUCGGAAACGACGACUCACAACAGAAUGUCGCCGAUAAACUAUACCAUAUGCGUUCCAUGCUCACAUAUCUAGAGGCAGUGCGAUACAAGAUAACGUCAAGUCUGAGCGAUCUGGACAACCUGCCCGUGGCGCAACAUCCGCUCGCCACGCACAUACAGGUGGUGCGGGAUAAACAGGGCUUGCAGCAGAGCAUAUUAAAGGUCCCACCAUACCUCCAAGCGGACUACCACAGCGAGGUCAACAAAAACCUCCAACCCAACUACAACGCGCUGACCAAAAGUAUCACAGGGGGGGAAGAGAGAGAAAGAAGGGACUCCAUCAUGAGCAGAGCGUCCAGCAAACUGAGGAUAGAGCAUCUAUCGUUCAGGAAGAAUGAUACGAAAUCCGCACCACCCACUCCAAUCAGCUCGGAGUUGUCCACGCCGACUCUGAUCGCGCCGGAACUGACUCCGACCUUGAAACCUGUAGCGCCACCGGAGAGUCCGUUGGACUGGACUGAGAGAGGCGCCGGAGAUGGGUUGUCCAAUCAACAGGAUAGUGACUUCGACGAGUUUUCAUCUGGCAGCGACAGUUCAACAGAGUACGCAGCCACAGAGACGGAACAAGUGAAGUACAUCGGCAAAUGUCGCGCGCUGUACACGUACGAGGCGAGGUUGGAUGAUGAGCUCACAUUGUCACCAGGUGACAUUAUCAACAUAUACGAGAAACAAGAUGACGUUUGGUGGAGCGGGGACCUGAAUGGAGCCUUCGGUAUCUUCCCCUCGUCAUAUGUGGAGGAGAUCACUUCGUGCAUUUAGUACACGGUCCAAUAAGGAGGAGAAAGGAGGGAAAGAUGUCCUAAGGCGGGAAAGAAAAGAAUAUAAAGGAAAUAUUCUCUAAUACGAAUGUAUUAAGGAAUUUUUAACGAGGACACUAGGAACUGUUUUAAAUACCGGCAAAUUCGCCUCAUAAAAAUUUGGAGGGGAAAUUCUUACAAUUUUGCUCCACGUCGAACCAUUGG
This is a messenger RNA of Aricia agestis (brown argus), 2334 nucleotides long. It is a transcript of the gene Nost, whose product is annotated as nostrin. The record is from RefSeq and is a predicted model, not a curated record. The transcript is spliced from 14 exons. Bases 194 to 2131 code for a protein of 645 amino acids. NCBI's taxonomy places the organism in Eukaryota, Metazoa, Arthropoda, Insecta, Lepidoptera, Lycaenidae. Gene Ontology annotation, cellular component: plasma membrane; cytoplasm. Gene Ontology annotation, molecular function: protein binding.